ACGCAUCCAAAAACUCAAAUCACUUCAAGAUCUCAAGCAAACUCCUCCUGCCUUCUUGCUCUCUGAAGACUCUUCAUUCCAUCCUGAAAUCACCAACCAUGGCUGUUUCUUCAAACGGGUCUCCCUCACCUUCGCCGGUCACAAGCAGAUCAAACCCCAAUUCAAGAAACUCAGAAAUCAACAAUACUCUCCGAAGGAGUUUCAGUGGAAAUCCAUUCACCAAGCCUUCAAUCGUCGCUAACCCGAGAGGCUUUAAUCCUGUUACACCUGCUAACAGUCCUUCAGAUUUUCCACGAAGACACUCCAUUGCAAAAGAAGGUGGUGUUCCUCCACACCAAUAUGAGAAAGAAAAUGAGAAAGAUCAGAAUGCAAAACCAGUGAGAAUCAGAUCACCAGCUGUUUCAAAGGGUACAAAGAACUUCAUGUCCCCAACUAUCUCUGCUGCUUCCAAGAUUGCUGCCUCUCCCAAAAAGAAAGUGUUGCUUGAGAGGAACGAACUGAUUCGAACUUCAUUGUCAUCAUUUUCAGAUGGGAAAAGUCCUCUUAGUCCAUUGAAUCUCCAGGAAGUGGUUGAAGAUUCUGAUUCAAAGUCAGCUUCCUCUGAUUCAACUAUGGUAGAUCCCGGAAAAAGGAAGGAAUGUCCUGUGGCUCCUUCUCCUUCCAAAGCUUCCAAAGGCAAUGAAGUCCUUGAUUUUCCGGUGCCUUUGAAAUCCAAGAAUGACUCUGAAUCCUUAUCAGAGACCAUAACCAUGGGAUCAGACUGUGUUGGUAUUGAUGAUUGUUCAAAGACCAGGCCUAGUCCUUCUCCUUCAUCAACUUCUAUUCUGGCACCACUUGAUGCUGAUCCAUCACUUCCUCCCUGUGAUCCCUCACUUCCUUCCUAUGUUCCCAAAACAAACUAUGCUAAUCCAUCACCUCCUCCCUAUGAUCCCAAAACAAACUAUCUUUCACCCAGGCCUCAGUUCCUUCUCUACAAGCCUAACCCAAGAAUUCAAAAGUUACGCAACAAAAAACAAGAGGUCGGCUUGAGGGGAUGUAAGCGACUUGAGGAUAGCUUUAUCUUUGAAAGCCUGUCUGAUACUGAAACCCCUGAGGAUACCCAAUCUGAAGAUUCUUCUUCCGUUGAACUGGAAGAAGGACAAAAUGAAGAGGUAGAAGAAAGUGAAGCAGCUUUGACAGAAACAGCCCAAGAAGAACCCAAUGUGUCUGAACCAAAUCCCAUUGACAUCCGCACUUCCAAUGGGAGGGCCCUUGAGGCAAAAGGGGUGUCCAAGUCAUAUUCCUCUUUCAGAUUGAAGCCCAUUUUUGUUCUGUUGCUCCUGUUAGUUGGGUGUUUGUGUAUACCAACUACUGACUCUCCAUUCAUUAGCUCAGUCAUUGAUUCCUCUGUCGGCGAAGAGUCAAGCUUCACUAAAUUGUAUGAACCAGCUGAGCUCGCUGAAUUUGCAAGAACAAAUUUUGAUGGGCUGACUAGAAACUUCAGGCUGUGGUCAGCUAACACAGUGUCUUAUUUCUCCAAGAUGAUUCCCAUUGUAAAAGAAACAAAUGAAUUGGGUUUCUUGCGGUUUGGUAACUUCACAGAUUCACAAGUAGAUAUUGUGGGCGGUGCAUACCUUGUGAAGGAAAAUCAACAAAAUUUGCAGUGGCCUAUGAAGGAGCUAGAGGUUGGAAUUGUUCAAAUGAAAGAGCAGGGUAAUCUGGUCACUGAAGCAUAUGAAAAAGUUGAAGAGGCUUCACAAGUUAACCCAGAAUUUGAAGAGGCUAAGCUGACUUUGCAAGCUGAAGUAAUUGAACCCGAUAAUUCAGAAUUGGAACAGAUUCAAGAGGAAUAUCACGUUGCUUCUCAUACUGAGCUUGAGCAGGCCUCACAGGGUAAAACAGAAUUAGAAGAAGCAAAUCUCCCUCUACAAGCUGAAGUCGCAGAACCCCAUAAUUCGGAAGUGCAACAGACUGAAGAGGAAAGUAGUGUUGCUUUUCAUAUUGACCAUGAGGCACAACCCCAUAAUUCGGAAGUGCAACAGACUGAAGAGGAAAGUAGUGUUGCUUUUCAUAUUGACCAUGAGGCACAACCCCAUAAUUCGGAAGUGCAACAGACUGAAGAAGAAAGUAGUGUUGCUUUUCAUAUUGACCAUGAGGCACAGAGUAUCAUAGCUGAAAAGGAGCAGGAAGUUCAAGUCUCACAGGUUUCUGAAAUCAAGCCUGAAAAAGUGCCUGAAGCUGAGAAACUCCAGGGCGAAAAUAAACUGGUUUCCCGUGCUGAAGUUGAAGUGCAGCAGAUUGAAGAGGAAAGUAGUGUUGCUUCUCAUGUUGGCCCUGAGGCACAGAGUAUCAUAGCUGAAAACGAACAGGAAGUUCAAGUUCCACAGGUUUCUGAAAUCAAGACUGAAGUGCCUCAAGCUGAGAAACUCCACGGAGAAAAUAAACUAAUUUCCCAUACUGAAGUUGAGUCCAGUGGAGCAGUUUUCGAACCUGAAAGCUCAGAAUCAGAAGCUUGGACAGCAAAUUCACAAAGCUUCAAGGAACUAUAUCUGUCACUCAAAGAAAAAUCCUCUGCUGUUAACGUUUUGGGGAUUUCUUUGCUCAUUCUAAUUCUAACAGUAGCUGCAGCUUUCAUAUUUCUAAAGCAACAAAAACCUCCUACCCCGAGUCCUGCUGCAAUUCCCAUGGAUCAGUUGCUGGCCAAGAAACUGGCUCCUAUCCCUACAGCAAGUGUGGAGAACACUCACCAAGGGCUGUCUUCUAGGAAUUGGCCAACCGAAGUUGAUAUGGUUGGCGAGUCAUGUCCAUCUGAGAUGAGCAGCUUCCAAAGGAGCACAUCCUAUGGCAAAAGAGGAUCCAAGGGGGCAAGUUUUACAUCAGAAUACUCAAUGGGUUCACCAUCCUAUAGCCAAAAAGGAUCUAAGGGGGCAAGUGAAGCUCAAAGCCAAGAAAGGGGGGGGCUGAGGAAGAGCAACAAAAGAGAGUCCCUUGCUUCGUCAUCAGAAUACUCAACGGGUUCACCAUCUUAUGGGAGUUUUACAUCAUAUGAGAAAAUUCACAUUAAGCAUGGAUGUGGAGAUGAAGAGGUGGUGACUCCAGUUAGGAGAUCAAGCAGAAUCAGAAACCAGGUUUCUUCUCCAUGAUGCUGCAUUUUAAGCCUUGUAUUGGACCCCUCUCCAGAUAUAGGUGGUCACAGAAUUAGGAACCCAGGUCACUUCUUUGUGAUGCUGAAAUGAAGCUGUCUUCUGCUAGUCUUUAUUGUGUGUGGCUCCACUUUUGUGUAUAGAUGAAACACCAUCUAGUUCUAACUUAGGUUGAUUUAAUUGUUGAUUUAUUGUAAUUUAGACUCCUGCUCUGUUUAAUUCAAUGUUGCUAAUCAACAGUUUCUGUUGUUAUUAUCUCCA
Vitis riparia (riverbank grape) is the source of this 3383-nucleotide messenger RNA. RefSeq names its product titin homolog. The coding region runs from base 99 to 3122 and encodes 1007 amino acids. NCBI's taxonomy places the organism in Eukaryota, Viridiplantae, Streptophyta, Magnoliopsida, Vitales, Vitaceae. The transcript is spliced from 3 exons. The record is from RefSeq and is a predicted model, not a curated record.